Molecule: messenger RNA, 950 nt
Organism: Nannospalax galili (Upper Galilee mountains blind mole rat)
Lineage: Eukaryota; Metazoa; Chordata; Mammalia; Rodentia; Spalacidae
Product: olfactory receptor 2T2-like
Exons: 1
Coding region: 15-950 (311 amino acids)
Biological process (GO): G protein-coupled receptor signaling pathway
Cellular component (GO): membrane
Molecular function (GO): olfactory receptor activity; G protein-coupled receptor activity
Source: RefSeq, a predicted model, not a curated record
UGGAAGGCCAAAACAUGAUCAGAGGGAAUGAGACCUGGACAGACUUUGUUCUCCUGGGGCUGUUCCCGGAGCUGCGGUACCUGGGCGUCCUCAUCACCUCCAUUCUCCUCAUCUACUUCAUCGCCUUCACGGGCAACACCGUCCUGGUCCUUUUGAUCUGGGCGGAUGCUCGGCUCCACACCCCCAUGUACAUACUGCUCAGUAACCUCUCUGUUAUUGAUCUGGCCUUAAUUUCCACCACAGUCCCAAAGACGGUCAUCAGCUUUUUCUCCGGGAAGGAAAACAUCUCUAAAGUUGCUUGUGGAACCCAGAUUUUCUUUUUCUUUGCCCUUGGGGGUAGUGAGUGUCUCCUCCUGACCGUCAUGGCUUAUGACCGCUAUGUGGCUGUGUGCAACCCUUUGAGAUACUCAAUUAUCAUGAACUCCGGGGUAUGUCUGUGGAUGGCCUUGGCAUCCUGGGGUGGAGGCAUCCUCAACUCCCUCAUCAACACCAUCUACACCAUGCACUUCCCAUUCUGUGGCUCCAGGGAAAUCCACCACUUCUUCUGCGAAAUGCCUGCUGUCCUGAAGCUCUCUUGCGAAGACACUGCCCUGUACGAGGCAGUGGUGUCCAGCCUCUGCAUCGUGUUUGUCCUCCUCCCCUUGGGACUCAUCAUGGCCUCCUACCUGCUCAUCUUCCUCACUGUCCUCCGAAUGAAUUCUCCAGAGGGCCAGAGGAAAGCACUGGCCACCUGUUCCUCUCAUCUGGCUGUAGUGAGCCUUUAUUAUGGGCCAGCCAUGAUUAUCUACAUGACCCCUCACUCUUUCCACACUUCUGAGCAGGACGAGAUCCUCUCCAUGAUUAACACCAUCUUCACCCCCAUGCUCAACCCUCUCAUCUACAGCCUGAGGAACAAGGAGGUGCUUGCUGCUCUGAGGAAAGCGAUAAGUCGGAGAUUCAUUUUAAACUAG